GGUCAUGAUGUUCUUUGUUUAAACUUGGUGAAGUAUUAAUGAGUUUGGCAAGAAGAUUUGAAAACUUGAAUGUGUGUGAUCUGACUCAGGUUGAGCGUGACCGAGCCACACUGAUACAACAGACCAUCAGGCAGCUUAACACGCAGUUUGGCCGUCGUGGGCCCAGGUCUCGCCCCAUGACUAUACAUCGUGUGAAGGUCACAUUCAAGGAUGAACCAGGCGAGGGCAGUGGGGUAGCAAGGAGCUUUUACACUGCAGUAGGAGAAGCGUUCUUAUCUGGAGAAAAACUACCUGCUCUGGAACCCAGCAGAAGCAUAGUUCAUCGCAGUAAACGAGUCCCAAGUUAUCGUUGCAAGCGUGAUCGUGAACGUGAACGUGACGUGAGAAGACAGCUGUCAGCUGAUGCUCGAGCAUUCCACUUCAGUGGUAGCAGCAGCGCUGAUGGAGAGGACGCUGAUGGUGAUUCACUGCCGUACCACAGGAAGUCCUUGGGAGAGAGGCUCUAUCCACGUGUACACGCCUUGCAGCCUUCACUUGCUAGCAAGAUCACAGGCAUGUUACUGGAGCUAUCUCCAGCCCAGUUACUGCUGCUUUUAGCCAGUGAAGACACCUUAAGACAAAGAGUUGAGGAAGCUGUGGAGCUUCUUCUUGUAUCUGGCAAGAAACCAAUAAAGGAUGCAGAUGAUGACUCCCUUAGCCCUGGUGGGGAUCUUGAUGAUUCUGAAGAUGACAGUUCUCCAUUGUUCCACCAACCCGGCAAGACUGGCUUUUACUCCCCACGGCCCGGAAAGUGUACAGAGGAAAGACUUAACUGCUUCAGGAAUGUCAGCAGGUAUGCUGUCAUUGUAAUAUAACUUGUAUGAUUCAUUUGCUUGUCAUGAUGGUAUUAUCU
Orbicella faveolata is the source of this 892-nucleotide messenger RNA. Its product is annotated as E3 ubiquitin-protein ligase UBR5-like. NCBI's taxonomy places the organism in Eukaryota, Metazoa, Cnidaria, Anthozoa, Scleractinia, Merulinidae. The record is from RefSeq and is a predicted model, not a curated record. Gene Ontology annotation, cellular component: nucleus; cytoplasm. Gene Ontology annotation, molecular function: zinc ion binding; RNA binding; ubiquitin-ubiquitin ligase activity. Gene Ontology annotation, biological process: protein polyubiquitination; positive regulation of canonical Wnt signaling pathway.